AUGGAUCCAUCAAAGAAGGAGUCAUGUAAUCUCGUCCCAACCGAAGAGGAGUCCAUAACAAAAGCUUCAGAGGAGUCUUCCGGAGAAGGGCCAAUAUAUCCAAACGGAACUGUGGAAGGAAGAUGCGAAGACCUAGCCGACGGAUUCUUCGAACACGCACCAUGCUCAUCAUAUUUCCUGACCUGCUCCGGCGGUGUAGCGCGCGUUAUGUCAUGUCCAUCCCAUCUCAUCUACGAUAAGAAGCUGAAAAUCUGCAACUAUGCGAAAGACGUGGAAGGAUGUCGUCAAAUCACAAUGCAUUGCCCGGCCAGACUAGUGUUCGACGAGGGUAGGCAGCUGUGCGAUUACCCCAAGGCUGUAGAUGUUUGUGAAGGAUCUGGAGAACAUUCUGGAGAAGGAUCAGGAGAGUGGUCUGGUCUUGAGUACGGAUCUGGAGAAGCCUCUGGAGAGCUAGGAACCAAUUUCUUUCAUACUGGCGAAGUCUCGGGCGAAUUUUCGGGAGACGUUUCAGGGGAACUCAGUGGCUCAAACUCAGGCGUAUUCAAUAAUGAA
Messenger RNA from Strongylus vulgaris, 552 nucleotides. The record is from the annotation of a GenBank genome assembly. NCBI's taxonomy places the organism in Eukaryota, Metazoa, Nematoda, Chromadorea, Rhabditida, Strongylidae.